This is a messenger RNA of Phyllostomus discolor (pale spear-nosed bat), 3494 nucleotides long. It is a transcript of the gene DLL1, whose product is annotated as delta like canonical Notch ligand 1. Bases 924 to 3095 code for a protein of 723 amino acids. NCBI's taxonomy places the organism in Eukaryota, Metazoa, Chordata, Mammalia, Chiroptera, Phyllostomidae. Gene Ontology annotation, cellular component: membrane. Gene Ontology annotation, molecular function: calcium ion binding; Notch binding. The transcript is spliced from 11 exons. The record is from RefSeq and is a predicted model, not a curated record. Gene Ontology annotation, biological process: Notch signaling pathway; cell communication; multicellular organism development.
GGGAGGAGGGUUGCACAUUUUACAGCUCACUGACCAUUUGGCGAUCCAUUGAGAGGAGGGUUUGGAAAAGUGGCUUCUUUGUGACAGCUCUCGCCAGAUUGGGGGGCUGCUCAUUUGCAUCUCAUUAGCCAUGCGGGCGGCCGGCGGGAUAUAAGGGCGCGGCGCCGGCGAGAGCCAGACCCUCGGCGCGCACCCGCGGGACCCGGCGGCCAGGGCGGAUCGUGGCGGAGGACGGGCCGCGGCGCGCAGAGCCUCCUCCCACGACUCGCCUCGGCUCCGCGCGUGUUUACUCGGAUGGCACUGGCUGGGCUCCUCGGAACGACGCGAAUCUCUGUGGCGGCACCGGAGGUACCGGGGGCCCAGGCUGCUUCCGGAGCGCCCGUGGCCGCCGCGCAGUGACCCGGCCCGGCCCGGCCCGCGCUCCGCCGGCCCCGGAUGGUCGCCGCUCCGUGGAUUUCCAGACUGAGCCUCUCGCCGGACGCGGAGGAGCCUCCGCAGCGCCUUGGGAACUAAGCUGACUGGACGUUUUCUCUGUCCCUCCCUCUCUCUCCCUUUUUUUUUCUUCCUGCGAAGACGCACAAGAAAAAAAACCAGGAAGCAGACGACCCUGACCCACUCGUGGAUUGAAAGAAAAGACGGGGAAACCGAAAGUUGCCUCUCCGGGAACACUCUCUCUGAGCGAGCCCUGCUCCUCGCACAUCCCCAGCUGCCUCAGUCGCCGAGCGCGAUCCAAGAAGCCUCGGCCUGGACCGAGCCGGGCCGGACCCCAGGAGAAGGGAGUCCUGGUCGUCCCGGCCCGGCAGAGCCGGACUCCCCACCCACGCUGCUCCGAGCGCACUCUGUCCCUCGCAUCUCCCAGCUGCUGCGUUUCCUGGAAGAGAGCCGGUGGACCGCCGGAGAGCGAGCGUGCCGGGAGGUGCAUCAUGGGCCGCCGGUGCGCCCUGGCCCUCGCCCUGGUCUCGGCCCUGCUGUGCCAGGUCGGCGGCUCGGGGGUGUUCGAGCUGAAGCUGCAGGAGUUCGUCAACAAGAAGGGGCAGCUGGGCAACAGCAACUGCUGCCGCGGCGGCGCGGGGCCCCCGCCGUGCGCCUGCAGGACCUUCUUCCGCGUCUGCCUCAAGCACUACCAGGCCAGCGUGUCCCCCGAGCCGCCCUGCACCUACGGCAGCGCCGUCACGCCGGUGCUGGGCGUCGACUCCUUCAGCCUGCCCGAGGGCGCGGGCGCGGACCCCGCCUUCAGCAACCCCAUCCGCUUCCCGCUGGGCUUCACCUGGCCGGGCACCUUCUCUCUGAUCAUCGAAGCCCUGCACACAGACUCUCCCGACGACCUCGCAACAGAAAACCCGGAGAGGCUCAUCAGCCGCCUGGCCACACAGCGGCACCUGACCGUGGGCGAGCAGUGGUCCCAGGACCUGCACAGCAGCGGCCGCACGGACCUCAAGUACUCCUACCGCUUCGUGUGCGAUGAGCACUACUACGGGGAGGGCUGCUCCGUCUUCUGCCGCCCCCGGGACGACGCCUUCGGCCACUUCACCUGCGGGGAGAGGGGGGGGAAAGUCUGCAACCCUGGCUGGAAAGGCCAGUACUGCACUGAAGCAAUCUGCUUGCCCGGAUGCGACGAGCAGCACGGGCACUGUGAGAAGCCCGGGGAGUGCAAGUGCAGAGUGGGCUGGCAGGGUCGGUACUGUGACCAGUGCAUUCGGUACCCAGGCUGUCUCCACGGCACCUGCCAGCAGCCCUGGCAGUGCACCUGUCAGGAAGGCUGGGGGGGCCUGUUCUGCAACCAGGACCUCAACUACUGCACCCACCAUCGGCCCUGCAAGAACGGGGCCACCUGCACCAACACGGGCCAGGGGAGCUACACCUGCUCUUGUCGGCCGGGGUACACGGGGGCCACCUGCGAGGCGGAGGUGGACGAGUGUGGCGCCAGCCCCUGCCGGAACGGGGGCAGCUGCACGGACCUGGAGAACAGCUACUCCUGCACCUGCCCGCCCGGCUUCUACGGCAGGGCGUGCGAGCUGAGCGCCAUGGCCUGUGCGGACGGCCCCUGCUUCAACGGGGGCCGGUGCUCCGACAGCCCCGAGGGGGGCUACAGCUGCCGCUGCCCCGCGGGCUUCUCCGGCUUCAACUGCGAGAAGAAGGUGGACGCCUGCAGCUCCUCGCCUUGCUCCAACGGUGCGCAGUGUGUGGACCUGGGCGACGCCUACCUGUGCCGCUGCCGGGCCGGCUUCUCGGGGCGGCGCUGCGAGGACAACGUGGACGACUGCGCCUCCUCCCCGUGCGCCCACGGGGGCACCUGCCGGGACGGCGUGGGCGCCUUCUCCUGCACCUGCCCCCCCGGGUACACGGGCAGGAACUGCAGCGCCCCGGUCAGCAGGUGCGAGCACGCGCCCUGCCACAACGGGGCCACCUGCCACGAGCGGGCCCGCCGCUACCUGUGCGAGUGCGCCCGGGGCUACGGGGGCCCCAACUGCCAGUUCCUGCUGCCCGAGCCGCCCCGCGUGCCGCUGCUGAACUUCUCCGAGAAGCACGUGGAGGGCCAGCCCGGGCCCUUCCCCUGGGCGGCUGUCUGCGCGGGCGUGGUCCUGGUCCUCGUGCUGCUGCUGGGCUGCGCCGCGGGGGUGGUCUGCGUGCGGCUGAGGCUGCAGAAGGGCCGGCCCCCCGCCGACCCCUGCCGCGGGGAGACGGAGACCAUGAACAACCUGGCCAACUGCCAGCGCGAGAAGGACGUCUCCGUCAGCGUCAUCGGGGCCACGCAGAUCAAGAACACCAACAAGAAGGUGGACUUCCACGGGGACCGCGGGGCCGGCAAGAACGGCCAGAACGGCCUCAAGGCCCGCUACCCCGGCGUGGACGCGAACCUGGUGCAGGAGCUGCAGGGCGAUGACGCUGCCGCCAGGGACCCCCACGGCCAGCGGGACACCAAGUGCCAGCCGCCGGGCUCUGCAGGGGACAAGGGCGCCCCGACGCUCAGGGGGGGAGACUCUUCUGAGCGGAAGCGGCGGGACUCGGCGUACUCCGCCUCCAAGGACACGAAGUACCAGUCGGUGUACGUCAUAUCGGAGAAGGACGAGUGCGUCAUCGCCACCGAGGUGUGACAGCGCGGGGGCCGGGCGAAGUCCCCGUCCCUCCUAGACCGAACAGAAUUCCAAGGACCUGCGCCCCGACGGAUGCUGCUGCUGCGAGGGGAGGAGAGACCUCCAGGGCCGGCUGGCCGCCGGGCGCGGGUCCCGGAGGCCAGCCGGCGGCGCCGCGGGCGGGCUGCGGCCCGGGCCGUCCCGGGACGCCCACCGCGCUCCGCCUCUCUGCGGCGCCGACAUUGCACUAUGGACAGUUGCUUCUAAAGAUUUAUAUUUAAGGGGGUGGGCGGAGUCACGGCACGAGGCGCGCGCACCGCCCGAGGCGCGCGCUUCGGAUUCUUAUGAGCCAGUCUUUCUUGAGUUGGAAUCACAGACACUGCCUUCAUCGUCCUUUUUGAUACUGAAAUGCGUUUUUUU